This is a messenger RNA of Salvelinus fontinalis (brook trout), 979 nucleotides long. It is a transcript of the gene mrpl22, whose product is annotated as mitochondrial ribosomal protein L22. Gene Ontology annotation, biological process: translation; ribosome assembly. The transcript has 7 exons. Gene Ontology annotation, cellular component: mitochondrial large ribosomal subunit; ribosome. Gene Ontology annotation, molecular function: structural constituent of ribosome. The record is from RefSeq and is a predicted model, not a curated record. NCBI's taxonomy places the organism in Eukaryota, Metazoa, Chordata, Actinopteri, Salmoniformes, Salmonidae. Bases 261 to 920 code for a protein of 219 amino acids.
UCUUUGCGUUUCCACUAGUUACCUUGACCAAAAAAUUAUAAAAAACAGAAAAUGUAUUUUUAGUUGUAAUUUAAAGUUAUGGUUAGGCAUAAGGUUAGCAGUGUGUUAAGGUUAGGUUUAAAAUCAGAUUUUAAGAAAAUACAUUUUAGAAAUAGGCGGGGUUUAUGAAUGUGUGUUUGUGGUAAGUAGCGACUACAGUCUCUUUGGCGAGACUGCACUUGCCGUAAAGCAGAACGUGUGGACGACGUCAUACAUUCAACAUGGCGACCUCCGUAAUCGUAGGCGGUGGGUUCACACUACUCAGGAGUGUUGCUGGGCAGAUACGCUCAAGCUUCUUAGCGAAGUUCUCUUCUCUAUCCAGGCUAUUUGCCUUUGGUACAACCCAGAGGGUCUCCUGCAUCCACACCAGCGUCGCAUUAGAUGUCAACAAGAACUGGGACAGGAAGAACCUGCAAAUGUUCCCACCACAGCAGCCCGAUGAAGCACGAAGACCUGCAGAGGUGCACCACUGCAGGAGGCAAAUCAAGUACAGCAAGGACAAGAUGUGGUAUCUAGCAAAUAUGAUCAGAGGAAUGACUAUUGACGAGGCCAUUGCACAGCUUGAGUUCAAUGACAAAAAGGGGGCAAAGAUCAUGAAAGAGGUUCUCUUGGAAGCCCAGGAGAUGGCAGUCAGGAAUCACAAUGUGGAAUACAAGUCCAAUUUAUAUGUUGCGGAAUCAUUCUCCAACAAAGGGAAGUACCUGAAACGUAUCCGUUACCAUGGCAGAGGAAUGUUUGGGAUCAUGGAUAAAGUGCACUGCCACUACUUUGUCAAGCUGGUGGAGGGGCUUCCACCGAAGGCAGAGCAGAAGACUGGCUUUGACCAGGCCAAGGAGUACGUUGCACAGCUCAAGAGUCGCACCAUUAUCCACGCACUCUAGGGAAACUAUUACUGUUUGUGAUUUGAUAUGUUGUAAAUAAAUAAUGUAUCAUAAUUGUG